This is a messenger RNA of Stereum hirsutum FP-91666 SS1, 2919 nucleotides long. RefSeq lists its product as uncharacterized. Gene Ontology annotation, molecular function: RNA binding. Gene Ontology annotation, biological process: mRNA processing. The transcript has 8 exons. The coding region runs from base 1 to 2919 and encodes 972 amino acids. Gene Ontology annotation, cellular component: nucleus. Lineage: Eukaryota; Fungi; Basidiomycota; Agaricomycetes; Russulales; Stereaceae. The record is from RefSeq and is a predicted model, not a curated record.
AUGGGCAGUACAUAUCGACUCAAGCGCAAGCUCAACGACGAGGGCGUCGAGCUAGGCGGCCGGCGCGCGAAUGAGAACUUUUGUUUGAUCGGUACCCCUCUUCCUCCUCUGGAGAAGUCGAAAGACUCAGGAGAGUUCGUACCAGUAUGGAAGCAAGAUGUUCGAGAUGAACAAGGGCGAAGGAGGCUGCAUGGCGCGUUCACAGGCGGUUUCUCUGCGGGUUAUUUCAACACGGUUGGGUCUAAGGAAGGAUGGACGCCCCAGACAUUCGUGUCCUCUCGGAGCGACCGCACGAAGAAGACGGUUGCACGGCCGGAGGAUUACAUGGAUGAGGAGGACCUUGCUGAGCUUCGCGAGAAUCAGGUCAAGUCUGGCAUUCAGGAGAAGAUGGACCUCCUCGGUGGUACACAGGCCGAGCUUGGUCGACUAAGUGGUACGGGUGACGAAGAGGACGACUCUAUGACCCGACGUAUUGAGCGCACAUUAAUUACACCGACAAAUGAUUCUCCUGGUGCUCGGCUUCUCAGAAAGAUGGGCUGGCGUCCAGGCCAUGGAGUCGGGCCACGGGUUUCCUGGCGGCAAAGGAAGAUCCAGGAUCUUCAUGCACAGGGAAAGUCACUUGAAGGCGUUGACAUAGACAAACUCGAAGAUGAUGAGGAGGCAAAGAAGCACAUGUAUCCGCCUCGAGACACGCAGGUACCGAAAAUCUCGCGGAAGGAAAACGCGUUUGGUCUGGGCUAUGUCCCAGGGCUAGGUUUGAAUCAGAGUUCUGGUAAGGGUGAAGGUACAAAGAAACAGUCGGGGCCACAACUAUCUGCGGGCUUCGGUCUCGGUGCUUUGAACGACGCGGAAGAUGAUGAUAUCGAUGUCUAUGAGUCAACUGUCCAGGCGGGUAGGACUCGUAUGGCCUAUGAUGCCUCUGAUCGGGAUGCAGACGACACGAUCAGUAUUGGGGCUAGCGCAAAACGCAGACAUCCUACGGAAACCGCACCUGUGGACGCCAACUCUCGUUUCUGGCCAGACGGCACACCUGUUCUGAAGGGUUUCAUCCCAGCGUCAAAUCCAGUACAGACGUCCCAAUGGUUUUCUCUCCCCGAAAUUCCGAAAGGCUGGAAACCAGAUCCGAAAAGGGUCUGGGAUAAGGCGAAGGAGAAUGUAGCUCCGCCGCCGCCCACAGAAGUUGGCGUAAAAGGGCAGUCGAAGUUGACCGCCGAACAGGUAUGCGUUCUUUCGUUCGACCCAAAUAGGCUACUCGCAUUGUCUGAUGUGAACGUCUUGCAGCGUGGCCAGGCUCUCGGAGAGACCCCCCUCCCCUCGGCACCACGUUCCAUCUUCGACUACAUUUCAGCCAAAGAUCGCGAACGAAUCCAAAAACUCGCAUCCGGUGCCUCCGAGACUGCCCUUCCCCCUCCUCCACCCACCACAACCAAUGUCCCCUCCUUCCCAUUCACACCUCCCGAUGUCGCCUCCGCCGCACUCAAAGGCUACAUGCCCUUCCCCUCCGACCCCGUCAAACAAUCGCGCUACAUCGCCUAUCUCCGCUCCCAAGCCGAUCCCUCUUCCUCUCUCACGCCAAAACCUCUCCCGAACCAAGCGGCCGACGUAUUCCACAAAGAAAUGGAAGAGUAUGCCAAGAGCGCAGCUCUCUUCAAACCUAUGUCAGGUGCCAUGGCCGGUCGAUUCACGAGCGCCGCUCUCGUAGACAACGGCCCAAAGAUAAUCGAAGGUCUCUACCAACCCGUGCAUCCACCCUCGCCGCCCCCACUCAGCGAAGAAGAAAAAGCCAAGGCCAAGGAACGAGAGCGUCAGGAAUUGGCAGAGAAGAGGAUGGAGGAGGAGAUGGCUGAGGGCUCGAAGGGGCAUGCGGCGAAGAUGGGGAUGUAUGGGGCUCUGACCAGGGAAGUCAAGCCGUGGCAGCCUUCGAAGUUGCUCUGUAAACGGUUUGGAGUUAAGGACCCGAAUCCGGAUGUGAGCACUGAGACGCCUAUGCCUGGGGUACCUCCGGCUGCUUCUGCUUCUGCUGCUGGUGCUGGGCCCUCCACGGCUUCGGGGUCACAAGCUCAAGGCGGAAACGGAUGGCAGCCUGAACAGGCGUUGGCGGAGGCAGGGAUCUCGCUUGAGGAAGCUGGUCUGUCAGAAAAUGCAGCAUCGGGUUUGGGUGGUGCGGGCUCGAGUAGAAGAGGGAGGAAGGACCUGGAGAACGUGGGUUUGGGAGAAGAUGAAGACCAGGGGAGGGAUACUCUCACGUAUGUGAGACCAUCCAUGGACGUCUUCAAGGCAAUCUUUGCAAGCGACGACGAGGAUAGCGGCGAUGAAGAGGAGGAUGCGGCCGAGACAAAGAAGGAAGAGAGGAGCAUGAACGGUGAUGAGGAUGUGGAGAUGAAGGUCGCCGAGUUGAAAACCCCCCCGGUAGCAGGGCCAUCAAGAUUGAAAGACGGCGAUGAGGAACAUCUGCCCAUGGACGUCGACUCCACCAAUGGUUCCAACGCCGCUCACGAGAAAGUGGACCUCGCUAGCUUCAAACCUACUUUCAUUCCGCGUGCAGAGCGGGAGACAAAGAAAUCGAAGGACAAGAGCAAGGAGAAAAAGCCGAAGAAGAGCAAAGUCAUUGUCUCGUUCGACACUGAAGAAGAUGGCGGUGGAGGUCUGUCUAUUGCACCGAAGAAGAGUAGCGACAAGGACAAGGAUGGGGAGAGCAAGAAGAAGAAGAGACGGAAGGACAAAGACAAGGAGCGGGAGAAGGGAAAGGUUCAAGAAGACGAUGAGGACAUGUGGGUUGAAAAACCGCCACCAGAAGCGGUGAAGACUUUGCAGACCUCGAUGGCUCGUUCGGAGAGUCCGAUGGUUAUCUCUGAUUCUGGUGAAGGUCCGAACGCCUCUGGACCAAGAGGGAGGAAGAGGGCCGUGGAUUUCAUGUAG